Candidula unifasciata is the source of this 681-nucleotide messenger RNA. NCBI's taxonomy places the organism in Eukaryota, Metazoa, Mollusca, Gastropoda, Stylommatophora, Geomitridae. The record is from the annotation of a GenBank genome assembly.
AUGAAACCUAAAACUGCACCAGCUGGACAUAAGGACAACAGUGAACACGAACUAAAGGAAGUUAUUCUACUAGACACAACAGUCAUUAAUCGGUGUAUCUAUGGAAAUGAUACUGACCGACUGCGACGAUGCUUUCAGGACAUCGCAGAUCCACAGAAAGAGGAAAUACAUGAACUACUGAAUCAGAGAGAUUCUACCGGAAAGUCUCCAUUAGAUCUGAUUGCAAGUUUAGGCAGAACAGAGCUGGCAAGUUUGAUCAUACAAAAUGGUGCAGAUGUCAACAGUUGCACAUCAAAAGGGUACAGCUGCUUGCAUCAUGCAGCUGCCUGGGGGCAUCUUCCAGUAUUGAAGAUCCUUGUGGACAAUGGUAUCAAUCUCCAUCGGUACCUUCAUCAAGAGUGUGCAGAUUUUUUAGAAAUCUCUGAGGAAAAGGAAAACCUGCAAUUGGAGAUCACUCAUGCUCUGAAAAGUAUCCAAGAAAUGGACAAGGCACUGAUUGGAAGGAUUACCAGGGAUGAAAAGAAUCGUGUCAUUAACACAUGCAAAGGAAAACAAGAAUGGCUGAACAGCACACCAGAUGCAUCUGCUCAGGAAAUUGGAGCACAACAUUCAGAACUCACAGAAAUUGUUCAACCAAUCUUAGCGAAUUUGCACGAACCACGUAAUUAUUCUUGUCUCUUU